Messenger RNA from Trypanosoma theileri, 2031 nucleotides. RefSeq names its product Chain A, Sialidase. The coding region runs from base 1 to 2031 and encodes 676 amino acids. NCBI's taxonomy places the organism in Eukaryota, Euglenozoa, Kinetoplastea, Trypanosomatida, Trypanosomatidae. The record is from RefSeq and is a predicted model, not a curated record. Gene Ontology annotation, cellular component: cytoplasm; intracellular membrane-bounded organelle; membrane. Gene Ontology annotation, molecular function: exo-alpha-sialidase activity. The transcript has a single exon. Gene Ontology annotation, biological process: ganglioside catabolic process; oligosaccharide catabolic process.
AUGAGUUCACAAGCUGAGUGGAAGGCAAGGAGAUCCAUGUGCAAGACUCUUUUGUAUGUGGAGCUUGUGUUUCUGCUUCUUGUGCUCUUCUGUAGUGGAACGGCACAAAGCUCUUUCACGAGGAGGGGAAGACCAAAGCGAACAUUUCUGUUCAAACAAGGUGUGACAUCAGUACCCUUUGAGGAGGACAAUGGAACUAUCACGGAAAGGGUUGUUCACUCGUUUCGAAUUCCCAGCCUUGUUGAGGUGAAUGGUGUCCUUGUUGCCCUUGCGGAUGCUCGGUACAUCUCUGGUGAUGACCAAUCAUUUAUUGAAACUGUUGUGAAGUAUAGCGUGGACGGUGGUAAAACGUGGGAGACGCAGAUCGCAAUCAAGAACAGUCGCGUGAACGUGAACCGCUCUCGUGUAAUGGACCCAACGGUCAUUGUCAAGGGAAACAAGAUGUAUGUCACUGUUGCAGGCUUUUAUGAGUCGCCUCUCAACUGGGUUCAACAGCCUGAUGGAAGCGAUUGGUAUACACUGUUAGCUAUUGGUGAGGUGAAAAAGAGAACCGUGAAUGGGAAACUAAGUGCAUCGAUCACGUGGACGAAGCCUAUCUCUCUGAAUUCCAUUUUGCCCAAAUGGGUAGACGGAGUGCGAACAAAACAGUUUAUUGGUGGUGUGGGUCCAUCCAUAGUGGCAUCAAAUGGAACCCUUCUGUUCCCUGUUCAGGUGUCGAAUUUCGAUAAACGCGUUUCUGUUUCAAUGAUCUAUUCAGUGGAUGAUGGUGCGACGUGGGCGUUUUCAAAGGGGUUCACUCCUUAUGAUUGUACUGAGUCUGCUGUUGUUGAGUGGGAGGGGAAACUAAUUCUGAACAGUCGUCGCGACAACGGUUACCGCAGGGUAUUCGAGUCAUCUGAUAUGGGAGAGACGUGGAAAGAAGCACUGGGUACGUUGUCCCAGGUCUGGGGUAACUCGCCUUCACGAACUGGUCCUGGAUGCGAAGCUGGCUUCAUUGCUGUGACGAUUGAGGGGAAGCGUGUGAUGCUUUUCACUCACCCACUGAAUUUCCAGGGAGAUUAUAAUCGCGACCGACUCCAUCUUUGGAUGACAGACAACCAACGCAUUUUUGACGUUGGGCAAAUUUCGUAUGGGAUUGAGAAAACUCCCUAUAGCUCUCUGCUUUACACCAAUGACAAACUGUUCUGCCUGCACGAAAUCAAGACCGAAGAUGAAAUUUACAGCAUUGUUUUAUCACACCUGGAAAAUGAGCUGCAGCUGAUGAAGUCCGUGUUGAAGUCUUGGAAAUCUCAGGAUGAAUACCUUUCGGGUAUUUGCCCCUCCGCUGCAUCUGUGGUCCCAUCGCAGAAGGGUGAAUGCAACGCGACAUUCCCUACGAGAGGACUUGUGGGAUUCCUCUCUGGCGAGUAUAACAAACCCUACUGGAGGGAUGUGUACAGUUGUGUGGACGCAUUUGUGGUGAAUGGGGCCAGAGUUCACAAUGGUCUUAGGUUUGCUGGCAUUGGCGGAGGAGCGCGGUGGCCUGUGGGCAAGCAGGGACAGAACCAACGGUACCAUUUCGCAAACUACGGCUUCACGCUAGCGGCUACAGUCUCCAUUGACGAGGUUCCAAAGGAGGAGGGUUCUAUUCCUCUGAUGGGUGUGAGUGUGGACGAGUCUGGGAGCAAAAAACUCCUGGGUUUGUCGUACAAUUUUAAACAGCAGUGGAACCCCAUAUACGGCGCCUCCGAGAUUUCCACUGGAUUCUGGUCGGCGAAGAAAACGUAUCACGUUGUUCUUUCGAUGCAGAACGAUGUGGGAUCUGUGUACGUGGAUGGUGAACCUCUCCCAGGUUCCGGUGAGCUGCUCAUGUAUAACAGUCACUCGCCCGGCAUUUCACACUUUUACAUUGGUGGAUACGGUAACAGCAGCAUGAAGACAGACAGUCGUGUAACGGUGACCAAUGUUCUUCUUUACAAUCGUGAGUUAAGCCAUGAUGAGAUCAGAACGCUCUUCUUGGGGAGCGAACAGAUUAAAGCGGUGACUCUGUAA